CCUCUAGUGUUCAAAAAUGCACGAGCUGAGAUCUUCUACAAUUGGAGCACUUCGAGAGAAGGGCUGCCCGAAAUGAAGGAUUCCGACAACUCGAGCUGUCCAAAUUGCAGAGGAUCCUCACUCAACCGGAACAAAUGUUACUGCAAUUUGAGUGAUUUCCAAGCAUUCUACGGCUAUGAAUCUUUCUAGUUACUUAUCCUCCAGAUUUCCAGGAUCAACUAGACUCACGACACGUGGACACCCUCGCGCCUCUGCCGCUAAUACGCACUCCCUGCGCAUUGUAUCACACGCCACCUCAUCACCACCCGGCACACCUACCUUAGGGCCUGCUCUCCCUAGUCCCCGCCACGAAGACCAAAGCUUAUAUACUCCCUCUACAACUGACCACCAAAAGCCAUGUCCGUUGCUCUCUCUCCAACGCGCCACUCUCUAGCGCCCUCUCUUCCCCAUGCGUACUUUAGCCAGCCCCUCCCUCCCAUGUCUAUCCUACGCCGACUCAACCCCCGCCAGCUAAAGCUCCACCAACACCACCGCCGCCGAUUCGCCACCGUCGCUGCCGCGGCUGUACGUCAGGACACAACAAUCUGGACCCAAGCGCCGCUCUCCGAGAUCGAGCCCGCCGCCGAGUCCCUCUUCCACGUGACCAUCGACGUCUCCGACGCGGCCGACCUCGUCGCGUCCCACACGUGCGCCGGGCAGUACCUCCAGCUCCGAGUACCCGACGUCGACAAGCCUUCCUUCCUGGCCAUCGCGUCCCCGCCCUCGUUCGCGGCGGCGCGCGGUGCGUUCGAGUUCCUAGUGAAGAGCGUGGCCGGCUCCACCGCCGAGCUACUCUGUGGCUUGAAGAAAGGCGAUGUGGUUGAGCUCAGUCAGGUUAUGGGGCGAGGGUUCGAUGUCGACCUCAUCGAACCGCCCGAGGCUUAUCCUACGGUUCUGAUUUUCGCCACCGGAUCGGGAAUUAGUCCAAUCCGAUCUCUCAUUGAGUCAGGAUUUGGCGCUUCUAAGAGAUCUGAUGUGAAGCUUUAUUAUGGGGCUAGAAACCUUAAGCGAAUGGCUUAUCAGGAGAGAUUUAAAGAUUGGGAAUCUUCUGGUGUUAAGAUUGUACCUGUAUUAUCCCAACCAGAUGACAGUUGGACGGGUGCAAGUGGCUAUGUACAGGCUGCUUUCACUAGAGCGAAGCAAAUUUACAGCCCCAAGUCUGCUUGUGCUGUGCUCUGUGGGCAGAAACAGAUGACUGAGGAAAUCACCUCAAUUCUUGUAGCAGAUGGGGUGUCAAGUGAGAAGAUACUAAAGAACUUCUGACAAACCAGCAAUCUAUAUUGGGGAGGCAUGUCCCACGCAAUGAACUUGAGCUGACCUGAAGAAAGGACAACUUGAGAAUGAGAUGGUGAACAUUGGGAAGAGGUUCGACCUAAUCUAUCUUUGUGUUUAAGCCC
This is a messenger RNA of Corylus avellana, 1436 nucleotides long. RefSeq names its product FAD/NAD(P)-binding oxidoreductase. NCBI's taxonomy places the organism in Eukaryota, Viridiplantae, Streptophyta, Magnoliopsida, Fagales, Betulaceae. The record is from RefSeq and is a predicted model, not a curated record. Gene Ontology annotation, molecular function: oxidoreductase activity.